This is a messenger RNA of Neopelma chrysocephalum (saffron-crested tyrant-manakin), 2323 nucleotides long. RefSeq names its product otoferlin-like. Gene Ontology annotation, biological process: synaptic vesicle priming; plasma membrane organization. The transcript is spliced from 19 exons. The record is from RefSeq and is a predicted model, not a curated record. NCBI's taxonomy places the organism in Eukaryota, Metazoa, Chordata, Aves, Passeriformes, Pipridae. The annotation marks the transcript as partial. Gene Ontology annotation, cellular component: presynaptic active zone membrane; synaptic vesicle membrane. Gene Ontology annotation, molecular function: calcium ion binding; AP-2 adaptor complex binding.
GUCCAAGCCCGACAUCAAGAUGGAGCCCAGUGCUGGCAGGCCCAUGGAUUACCAGGUCAGUGUGACCAUCAUCGAGGCCCGGCAGCUCGUGGGGCUCAACAUGGACCCCGUGGUGUGCGUGGAGGUGGGAGAGGAGAAGAAGUUCACGUCCAUGAAGGAGUCCACAAACUGCCCCUACUACAACGAGUACUUUGUCUUCGACUUCCACGUCCCCCCCGACGUCAUGUUCGACAAGAUCAUCAAGCUGUCCGUGAUCCACUCGAAGAACCUCCUGCGCAGCGGGACACUCGUGGGAUCCUUCAAGAUGGACGUGGGGACCGUUUAUUCCCAGCCCGAGCACCAGUUCUACCACAAGUGGGCCAUCCUGUCGGACCCCGAGGACCUCACGGCGGGGCUCAAGGGCUACCUCAAGUGUGACAUCGCCGUGGUGGGCAAGGGGGACAACAUCAAGACCCCCCACAAGGCCAACGAGACGGAUGAGGACGACAUCGAGGGGAACCUGCUGCUCCCGGACGGGGUGCCCCCGGAGCGGCAGUGGGCACGUUUCUACGUCAAGGUGUACCGGGCUGAGGGGCUGCCCAGGAUGAACACCAGCAUCAUGGCCAACGUCAAGAAGGCCCUGAUCGGGGAGAACAAGGACCUGGUGGACCCCUACGUGCAGGUGGCGUUUGCGGGGCAGAAGGGCAAGACCUCCAUCCAGAAGAGCAGCUACGAGCCCCUGUGGAACGAGCAGAUCGUGUUCACCGAGAUGUUCCCCCCCCUGUGCAAGAGGAUCAAGGUCCAGAUCCGGGACUCGGACAAGGUCAACGAUGUGGCCAUCGGGACCCACUUCAUCGACCUGAGGAAGAUCUCCAACGAGGGGGACAAAGGCUUCCUGCCCACCUUCGGCCCCGCCUGGGUGAACAUGUACGGCUCCACCCGCAACUACACCCUGAUGGACGAGCACCAGGAGCUCAACGAGGGGCUGGGGGAAGGCGUCUCCUUCCGCGCCCGGCUGCUGCUGGGGCUGGCCGUGGAGAUCCUGGACACCACCAACCCCGAGAUCAACGGAUCCACCGAGGUGCAGGUGGAGCAGGCCACGGCCGUGGCAGAGAACUGCACCGGGAAGAUGGAGGAAUUCUUCCUCUUCGGGGCCUUCCUGGAGGCCACGAUGAUCGACAGGAGGGUGGGGGACAAACCCAUCAGCUUCGAGGUCACCAUAGGUGGGCCGGGGGCUCCGGGGGGAGGGAACUACUUCCACCUGCCCUACCUGGAGCGCAAGCCCUGCGUGUACAUCAGGAGCUGGUGGCAGGACCGGCGGCGCCGCCUCUACAACUCCAACAUCAUGGACAAGAUCGCUGACAAGCUGGAGGAAGGACUCAACGAUGUGCAGGAGAUGAUCAAGACGGAGAAGCCGCACCCGGAGCGGCGGCUCCGAGGGGUCCUGGAGGAGCUGAGCGGGGGCUGCCAGCGCUUCGUGGCCUUGGCUGACCGGGAGCAGCCGCACUCGUCCCGCACCCGCCUGGACAGGGAGAGGCUCCGCUCCUGCCUCCGGGAGCUGGUGAGAGGAUCCAGAUUGUUCCCAUCUCCCAGGAACCAGCAAAGUUCCCACAACCCCCCUUCUCUCCCCCCGCAGGGCAAGGCCGACUUCAUGGGGCGCACGUUCGCCAAGCCGGUGGUGAAGAUGUCAGAGGAGCAGUACGGGCCCCCCCGAUUCCCCCCACAGCUCGAGUACUACCAGAUCUACCGCGGAAACGCCACGGCCGGGGACCUGCUGGCGGCCUUCGAGCUGCUCCAGAUUGGCCCCGGGGGCAAGUCCGACCUGCCCCCCAUCGACGGCCCCACGGACAUGGAGCGGGGCCCCAUCCUGCCAGUGCCGCUGGGGAUCCGCCCCGUGCUGAGCAGAUACAGGGUGGAGGUGCUGUUCUGGGGUCUGCGGGACCUGAAGAGGGUGAACCUGGCUCAGGUGGACCGGCCGCGCGUGGACAUCGAGUGCGCGGGGCGCGGGGUCCAGUCCGCCCUCAUCCCCAACUACCGCAAGAACCCCAACUUCGGCACCCUCGUCAAGUGGUUCGAGGUGGACCUGCCGGAGAACGAGCUGCUGCACCCUCCCCUGAACAUCCGGGUGGUGGAUUGUCGCGCCUUCGGCCGCUACACCCUGGUUGGGUCCCACACCGUCACCUCCCUGCGCAGGUUCAGCCACCGCCCACACAACGGGAACAAGGGACAGUGGGACACCGCAGGGGAGGUCGUGGUCAGUGUGGAGCCCGAGGUUCCCAUCAGGAAGAUGGAGACGGUGGUGAAGCUGGAAGCUAAUUCCGACGCGGUGGUGAAGGUGGACGUG